AAAUGCACAAUCCAUCAGAUGCUUGCAUUUGCUUCAGGUUCAAGCAUAGAAAUUCCCUCUAGCUCAAUCAUGGCAGCUAGAAUUUUCCAGCUCUGCUUAUGCAUUUUCUUCUUCACCUUGGCCUUUCCACUCUCCUCUCAUGCAAUCCCAUCAAAACCCAAUGCUAAAAAACCAUCAUCCUUUGACUUCAUCAAGCAUUUGGAAGGUUGCCAUAAGGGUGAAACAGUAGAAGGCCUCCAACAGCUCAAGAAGUAUCUUGAGAAACUCGGUUAUUUGAACUAUAACCACUCCCAAGAUCAAAGCCAUGCCAACGAUGACGAUUUUGAUGACUUGUUGGAGGCUGCUGUCAAAACAUACCAGCUGAAUUACCAUUUGAAGGCCACCGGAACUCUAGACGCCCAAACAGUGUCUAAAAUGUCUAGCCCUCGAUGUGGAGUCGCUGAUAUCGUCAAUGGCACCAAUUGGAUGCGAGCGGGAAAAAAAAGGCCGAAUCAUGGCCAUAACGCUCUCCACACAGUGUCCCAUUACGCUUUCUUUGAGGGUAACCCGAAAUGGCCUGCUUCUCAGACCCACCUCACGUACGGGUUUCUACCCGAAACCAAACAGGAUGCAAGAAACGCCGUGGCCAGAGCAUUUGACAAAUGGGCUUCCGCAACACAAUUUACAUUCUCCCAGAGCCAGGACUUUGGAAGUGCAAAUCUUAAAAUCGGGUUCCACAGUCGCGAUCACGGGGAUGGUCACCCAUUCGAUGGUCCAUUGGGGAUCCUGGCUCAUGCGUGGGCCCCAACCGACGGGAGGUUUCACUACGAUGCGGACGAGACAUGGACUGUGGGUCCCACGCCAGGUGCGUUCGAGUUGGAGACGGUGGCAUUGCAUGAAAUCGGACACCUUCUCGGGCUAGGGCACAGCUCGGUUCCGGAUGCUAUCAUGUACGCGAGCAUUGAUCAAGGGGUGGCCAAAGGUUUGCAUGGAGAUGACAUACAGGGUAUAAAGGCUUUAUACAACGUUUGAUUUGUGAUUUUGAAAUUCAGAAAAAAGGCUUCUUGGCAAGCUGCUAAUUAAUAAUGGAACAAUGAUUGUAGUACAGAUUAUAUAAAAGAAUAAAAGGUUUUGGCUUAUUAGUUGGAGUGUUAGGUUUUCCAGAAUUGCAGCUGUAGAAUAUCCCUUCAUAAAUUUCACUCGAUUUGGUUCGUAUUAGUUGGCCUUUGGUCUCAUACUCUCAUUUGCUU
Molecule: messenger RNA, 1229 nt
Organism: Rhododendron vialii
Lineage: Eukaryota; Viridiplantae; Streptophyta; Magnoliopsida; Ericales; Ericaceae
Product: metalloendoproteinase 2-MMP-like
Exons: 1
Coding region: 19-1011 (330 amino acids)
Biological process (GO): collagen catabolic process; extracellular matrix organization; proteolysis
Cellular component (GO): extracellular matrix
Molecular function (GO): zinc ion binding; metalloendopeptidase activity
Source: RefSeq, a predicted model, not a curated record